ACACAUACCAUCAGUGGCAUUUCCCCCAUUAGUUACAAAAUCUUGUUCCAUCUAAGAUUACCACUACUGAUAAUCAAACUAUUUCUUUAAUGGAAUUAUGGCCAGUAUUAGUUGUAAUUGUUUGCAUUCCAGUUUUAUGUGAGCACCUUUGUUCAUUGACAUUAUUUCCCAUACAGCACAGUAGUUAAAAUUUCUGCUCAUGAUAGCAGUUUUGGUACUGACUAGUUAGUCCAAAACUACCGGUAAUCUAAAAUAAGUGCAAGAAGUGUAUCAAAAAUACUCUUCAGAUUUUUACAGCUUGCCCCAGCUUGGUGCUCUCCAGAUGUUUUGGACUAUCAAUUCCAGCCAGCGUGGCUAAUGGUAAGGAUUGAUAGGAAUUGUAGUCAAAACCUCCUGGAGGGCACCAGGUUGGGCAAGGCUGCCUCAAAUCAUUGCAUUUUGAUAAUGUUUUUGGGACUGCAUGAGGCUGUAGCUCAUUGGUAGAGCAUCUGCCUUGAAUGCAGAAGGUCCCAGGUUCAAUCCCCAGCAAGUCCAGGAAGGGUUGGGAGAGAAUCCUGCCUGAAACCUGAAUAGCUUCUGUCAGUGUAGACAAUACUGAGCUAGAUGGUCUGACUCAGUUUAAGGCAGCUUCCUACUUUACCAUAAUUAUUAAGAGUUUCAAGAUUUUAAAGCAUAGUGGUGUCUAUUUUAGAAGUACUCUCAAAUGAUGGUGCAAAUUUGUAAGAUGCAACUGUCUAAAGCAGGCAUCCCCAAACUGCGGCCCUCCAGAUGUUUUGGCCUACAACUCCCAUGAUCCCUAGCUAACAGGACCAGUGGUCGGGGAAAAUGGGAAUUGUAGUGCAAAACAUCUGGAGGGCUGAAGUUUGGUGAUGCCUGGUCUAAAGAGAAACCUGGAGCCACUUUGGAUUUUCCCUAUUCAUACCUCAAGCAGAGAGGAAUUUUCAUAGCAUUUAACGCAGAAAGACCUUCUCUGGAAUAGCCUCUGAACAGCGCUAGAAUUCUCUUAAGAGAUUAUGUGAAACUGCUUUAAAGACAAGAAAUAUAUUGUUAGAAUCAGGGAGGGAGAGCUCUUGCCUUCAGGACUUGCUUGAGGGCUUCCCUGGUUGAAAACAGGAUGCUGGACUAGACGGGCAUAUGGUCUGAUCCAGAAGGGCUCUUCCUGUGAUUUUCUUGCCAUAUUUCCAAACUAGGGUCCAACAGUUAACACUGGUAUCAUUUGAGAUGUGUCACACAAAGGCAGCCGGAAGAAAAGUGUGCAAGAGACAAGGGGUGCAGGUUUGAGGAUCAAAGUUCCUCUCUCAGCAUCGCUUCCUAUGGACUGAUGAAAGUAAGAUGAAACUGUUCAACGUUCUAGCAGAGGUCAUCUCAAGAUAUAGCUGCGACAAGUUUUCUGAUGAUAAUGUUCGAUAUAAAAUACCAGCCAUUUUGACAUGGGCAGUGUGGCUGCACGUAGCCAUGAAGAAAUGGACUUGAGGGGAAAUCAUCUGCAUGUGAGUUGCUGCUCCUGCUGCUGAGGCUAAACAAGAAAUCUGAUAAGGACUGUUUGGUUCUGAUGUUGUAGCCAUCACCAUUUCAUGCUUUCCACAGAUUCCCACUGAGCAGGGUGCAAUGUGGUUAAGUGAGGGCAAGCACAAUGGAGCACAUACUACCUUGUCACCAUACCAGCAUACCAACAUGUGCCUAAAAAGCGACAUGUAUUUGUAUGAAUGUAAAGAACCAAGCAGUUAUGUUUUCAUGGAACAAUAAAAAGCACAGUAAAUGGUUUGCCUCCCUUUGCAUGAUGAAAACCUACAAAACCAUCCAAUGCUAUUUGGUGCUGAAUCCUGCAAGUAGUUUAUUGUAGGAGGGUGAAAGUAUAGGGCUCUGGUGGCAGCACUUUGCCUAAUACCGACACCCUGAGCUGAAGGACCUUUUGUGGAAUAGUGACGUUAAAAGAAUGAGUUAUGAGCUCGAAAAGCUAUGUGCAGAUCUUACUUCAGCCAGGAGUUCACUAGGUGACUAAGUAAACCCAGGGCUAUUUGAUGGGCGAAACACUGAUUAUUUGGGUCCACCUCAACCUGAGCUCAGGCCUGGUUUUGGGACUGAAUCAGCCUUGGUUACCCUGCCCCAUUAUCAAGAGAGGUACAGAGGAGUGUGAACCUGUGAAUCUCUGUUUUGGAGUAUAGUGCCAUCAGUACACUGAUGAGAGACAGUUCUUUCUCUCCAUAGCAUCUGAAGUGGCUGUGCAAGCCCUGGACCACCUAAAUACAAUGGUGGAGUGGAUGAGGGCCAAUAAACUCUGUUUGAAUCCUGGGAAGAUGGAGGCUUUGUGGAUAGGUCAUUCAUGUUUCUGGAAGGCUGGGCACUUUCCUGUUCAGAAUGGGCUUGGAGUCCCUCUAAAGGUGUACUCCUGGAUUCACCUUUAUCAUUUUAGUUCCCAAUAACUUCUUUUGUUAGGGAUGCCUUUUAUCAGCUUUAUUUGGUAUGCCAGCUAUGUUUUUAUCUGGAUCGGGAUUGCCUAACAAUGUAGUCCAUGUAUUGGUAACCUUGAGACAGGAUUACUGCAAGGCACUCUAUGUGGGGUUGCCCAUGGGCCUGGUCUGCCAGGUCUAGCUGGUGCAGAAUUCAAGAAUUAUACUGCUGAUGGGGGCAGACAGUCAACAGCAUGUAACACCUCUGCUAAAACAUCUGCACUGGCUGCCAGUAUACUGUCAGUUCAAGUCUCUUGUGCUAAUAUACAAAGCCUGAACAAUUUGGGUCCAGAAUAGCUGAAGGUUCACCUUAGCUCUUAUAUCCAGCUUUGAUCACUGAGAUCAUCCGCAGGAGCACUGUUAAUUGACCCUUGCAUUAUAGAGGUCUGACUGACUUAAACUAGAAGUUGGGCACUUAGUGUCCCUGGUCCAAUGCUGCGGAGUACUUUUCUAUCAGAUAUUCGACAAGGAGUUCAACCUUUUAUGGCUGCAGAAAUAUUCUUGGAAGUGUGUGGACAGUGCCUGGUGAAUUUUGAAAGCCAGAGGAGUUACGUGGGGUCACGAAGAGUCGGACACGACUAAACGACUAAACAACAACAACAAGAGGAGUUAAUGAAUAAUAUUUUUAGUGUUCAAAUGGCAAAGUCUCAUGUAGUUCCUAGUCCCGCUACAUAGCUAGCAAAAACAAGAGUAAGAAAUGCAAGUUAAGGGGUAAGAAAUAAAGAACGUUUAUGACUUGCUGAAUUUAGUUUUGAUUGCAUAAUUUAAGUGACCUUGUUCAGAUUUAUUUGUAUUUAAUUUUUUACACAGUAUACAUCUAGCCCUGGGCAACUUGCUGCCUCUGAGUCUCAAUAUCCUCCCUCAUUUGUAGGAUGGAGGCAGCACUUUCCUUAAUUUCUCAAAGUGCUGUGCAAAUACAUUUUGUUGCAUCCCAGGAUAAGUGAACUUAAGGGAGUUCAUGGAAGGGUAAAGGUAAAGGGAACCCUGAUCCUUAGGUCUAGUCGUGACCGACUCUGGGGUUGCGGCGCUCAUCUUGCGUUAUUGGCCGAGGGAGCCGGCGUACAGCUCCCUUUUGAACUGCUAGGUUGGCAGGAGCUGGGACCGAGCAACGGCAGCUCACCUCGUCACAGGGAUUCGAACCGCCGACCUUCUGAUCAGCAAGCCCUAAGCGCCCACAGCGCCACCUGCGUCCCAUGGAAGGAUAGUUUCCGGCAAACACUGCAUCCUCUAAAAGCUUAUUUGGAGAGCUGGGGUGGCUGUGCAAUGUGGUGUGGUGUGCAGGAGGUCUCUAGGGGAGCGGGGCCCCUUCCUUCCUUCUUUUCCCCAGGCAGCCAUCCUAACCCAUUCCACAUUGCUCAAUAGGGCACCCUAACCCUCUGGAGAUGCUUUUUGGGGGGUUGCCAGUGGCUACAGGGGAUGGCAAACUUUUCUUCUGUCAAUUUCCCUAAAUUAAGCCACCUUAGGAUCCACAUACAGAUGUUGUUGUAGCAGAUGCUGUUGUGAAACAAGUCUUUCCAGUGCAAAAAAUGAAAGAUAAGAGCAGGUUUCUUCUGAGUUCUAGUGUAUGUGAGCACAAGAUAAUACACACACACACACAAAUAAAAUGUUGAGGAACAGUGUCUAUUAAUAUAUGUAUUUACAUUAAAAUACAAAAAUACUACUGCUACUAAUAAUAUGCAACAUACAAAGGGUUUUAAAAGAAUACAACUAAAUAUAUAUUAAGAUACAAAUGGUUAAGCAUACCUCCAGAAUUAUGACCACCUUUGUAGUUCGUGUUACUAUGUUUAAUGGGCUUGCAGAAUAUAAAAAAACAAAGUAGGACAUCAAUUCUGACAUAUGGGGGUGUUUUGUGUGUUGACUUAUUAGGAUCACUUUAAAAUGUUUGCUGUUUUCAUACUCGAGUUUCUCUGCUACUCACAAGUUAAUACAGGAGAGCACAUGAUUAUACCGGUAGCUCUCUUGUGGGAAGGAAGCCACAAUGGGUGUGUCAUUUGCUUGCUCCAGUGUUUUACUGAAGCUCUCUGCCUGUACUAGGAAGCAAUGCUUUCACUCAGGUUUACGGCUCUGCCUUUAGGCCUUUACGUAGGGAAAGAAAAUACUCUUGGGAGGAUUUGACAGAUUUGGUGGAGCAAUUGCGCGAUGAUACAGAAGAUCCCAACUAUCUCAUGGCUAAUGAACGCAUGAACCUGAUGAACAUGGCUAAGCUGAGCAUAAAGGGCUUGAUUGAAUCUGCUCUUAAUCUUGGGAGAACUUUGGACUCUGACUAUGCACCCCUCCAGCAGUUUUUUGUAGUGAUGGAACAUUGCCUCAAACAUGGCUUAAAAGCCAAGAAGACUUUCCUGGGCCAAAACAAGUCAUUUUGGGGACCUCUGGAGUUGGUAGAGAAGUUUGUCCCUGAAGCUGGAGAAAUCACAGCAAGUGUUAAAGAUCUGCCAGGGUUGAAGACGCCUGUGGGUAGAGGAAGGGCAUGGCUUCGCCUAGCUCUCAUGCAGAAGAAGCUUUCCGAGUACAUGAAAGCCUUGAUAAACAGAAGGGAAAUUCUCAGUGAGUUUUAUGAACCUAAUGCACUCAUGAUGGAAGAAGAAGGUGCCAUAAUUGCUGGUCUUUUAGUAGGUCUGAAUGUAAUUGAUGCAAACUUUUGCAUGAAGGGUGAAGACUUGGAUUCACAGGUUGGAGUUAUCGAUUUUUCGAUGUACUUAAAGGAUGGGAACAGCAGCAAGGGAAGUGAGGGAGAUGGUCAAAUUACUGCAAUUCUGGACCAGAAAAAUUAUGUGGAAGAGCUGAACAGACAUUUAAGUGCCACAGUCAAUAAUCUGCAGGCGAAAGUUGAUGCUUUAGAAAAAUCCAAUACUAAACUUACUGAGGAGCUUGCUGUUGCAAACAACAGAAUAAUAACACUGCAGGAAGACAUGGAGCGAGUCAAAGAAGAAAGUUCAUAUAUUUUGGAAUCCAACAGAAAGCAGGUACCCAAGCAAGACAGAACUGCAGAUGGACAUGCCCUUAGUGAAGCACGGAAACACUUAAAGGAAGAAACACAGCUGCGGCUGGAUGUGGAAAAAGAGCUUGAGGUGCAGAUUGGAAUGAGACAAGAGAUGGAACUGGCCAUGAAGAUGCUGGAAAAAGAUGUCUGCGAGAAGCAAGAUGCACUGGUGGCACUCAGGCAGCAGCUUGAUGAUCUCAGGGCCCUAAAACUCGAACUUUCCUUCAAGCUGCAGAGUUCUGACCUGGGAGUGAAACAAAAGAGUGAACUAAACAGCCGCUUGGAGGAGAAGACAAAUCAGAUGGCUGCUACCAUUAAACAGCUUGAACAAAGAUUGCAACAGGCAGAGAGGGAGCGUCAGUCCCUGGAGGAAGACAAUCGGCUCUUCAAGCAGGAGUUUGGGGAUAAGAUCAACAGCCUUCAGAUGGAGGUGGAACAGCUCACCAAGCAGCGGGGCCAGCUGGAACUGGAAUUGAAACGGGAGCGAGAGCGAUGGUCACAUUUCCACCCUGCAAUUCAAGAGAACAGAAGCUUUCACAGCCAAAGCAAAGGAUUCCAGAAGGCCGGAUUUAAAACAGAUGCAGGAAGCAAACUCCUGGAAGAAGAGUCUCAGUGGAGAACACCAAUAAAAGAGGGGCAGACAGUUCUUCCAAGCAAGGCACCUCCUAACUUGCAAGAGGAGCAUGAGCAGCCCCUUGGACCUGGCAAAUUAGAGUUGUGCCAGCUAUGUCAAGAAGAAAGUACGCGGAGCAAAAGAAAGAACACCUGCAAGAACUGUGGUGGAGUGUUCUGUGAAGACUGUUCAGCAAAUGAACUGCCCCUUCCUUCCAGCAUUUACCCAGAGCGAGUCUGUAACCUGUGCCACAAGCAUUUGAUGCAGCAAUAUUCAGCAAGCCCUUCGUAGGACUCCCAACGGCGAUAGGCAGCGGCCCUGUCAAAGGCAGCUUAUUUCGACCAGAUGAAAGCUUCUGAAUGCUGCAACAUCUUGGAGAAUUAUUCAGAAGAACACCUUUGUCUGCUUUUGCAGAAUCGAGAGUACGUGUUGGGGUGGGGGCUGUGAAUUGACCAACCAGCCCUACAUUUUAAACUUUUAAAAGACCUGGGUGAACCACUGCCGAGUUCUACCCAGAUUCUGACAUGCACUAGUGUUACAGAUGCUUAAGAGAUGAACAAGCAUUAGAAGCAGGUUCUAUAAAUCUUGAGAUGUUUAGUUUUUGAAGGCACAGAAGAUAUUGGUGGAGGUAUACCUAGACACUGCUCCCUGGGGGAUAGCAGUAAAACCUGGGAAUGGGUGCCUGUAAGAAUAAACAGGACUCUUCCUACCAUGACACUUUUUACUUCUUUAGUGCUUGCAGGGCCCCCGUCAGCUAUGCAAACUAGGCAUGUGUCUUGCCUAAGCCACUUCAUCCUUUAUUUUCAGCCUAGGGCAGGGACACUGAGCCACUCUCAGUCUGAUUUCCUAAGAGCGAGCUAUGCGAACGUACUCUGCCUUGCCAGCAGACCUGUGCAAUCUGAGCCCUCACUCUGAAUUACAAAACCCUCUAGAGGACUUGGUGAUGCAUUCUACCCCAUGUUUUAUAGCCUACAGAAUUGCACAUACGUGUGCAAAAAUGUAGCAGUUGAAUUUGCUCCACAAAUCUUUGGCACUAAAUUAGGUGUUGUGUAAAAACAAACUACAACUGAUUGUCUGGCCAAAGAUGAAAAUACCACAAAUAAGUUUAUCUUUUGCCUGAGCUUGUUUUCUUUAGGGUUGUGCUUUAUACAUGCUGCUGCUUAAAAUAAUGCAUUAUAUGUAACCAAAAUAUUUGAAAGAGCAUGUACUGUGCACAAAUUUUUUGACUCUGCACAAAAACUCACAGAUCUCUGGUGGCCUCUCAACUUGGGAGUCUAUAUUUUUUGCAGAAUACCCACAAGGACAGCAACAGAUUGUAAAUGACUUGACGAAAUUUUUGCAAAGCUGCUUAUUCAAGCUGUAGAUGUGAUUUGACACAAUAGGACUAUGUGGGCAGUACUCCCUAUUUAUGUAAAUGUAAAUUUAAGAAGGCGUAUAUCACAAUACUGCUGUUUACCCAUAAAACGAUGGAUUGCUGAAAACCUGUCAGUGUGAUAUAGAAUAUACCUUGAUAUUAAAAGAUUACUCAGCAGCAGAGGUUAACCCUUACAGUGGUGGCUGCUCUUUCUUGAACUGUAGACCCCAAAGUGUGUUGUGUGAAGCCCACUACAUGUACUGGAAAUUAAAUCAAAACUGCACAAUGUAUUUGAAUCUGUACAAAAUUGCUGUAUGUUUUGUUUGCUAUGUUUUGUUCUGUGCAGACAAUCGUUACUAUAAACAUACUGAAGUUUUA
Molecule: messenger RNA, 7775 nt
Organism: Zootoca vivipara (common lizard)
Lineage: Eukaryota; Metazoa; Chordata; Lepidosauria; Squamata; Lacertidae
Gene: RUFY3
Product: RUN and FYVE domain containing 3
Biological process (GO): regulation of axonogenesis
Cellular component (GO): axon; cytoplasm; dendrite
Molecular function (GO): metal ion binding
Source: RefSeq, a predicted model, not a curated record